GCCAUGCUUACAUCCCCCGCCUACAAACACGUGUUAUAUGCAAGUAUGGUGGACAGCAAAGUGAUCGUUUUGCCAGGAGAUGCAAUUCCUCUGGCGGUGGGUAAUGACAUCAAACUAGGGCCUGGUACAUACUCUGGAGGAGGGAGAGAGGAGGGAAGCUCCGUGUUCGUUAAACCAGGAAUACUGAGACGGAAGGACAGGGACGGUAGCUCUUCCUUUUGGGUCAAUACACAACACAAGAGGUAUGUUCCCAGUGAAGGCGAGAAAGUGAUUGGCGUCGUCUUAAGAACUGGGCGUGUCUAUCGUGUUGAUAUCGGAGCCAGUCAGAAUGCCUCUCUGCCUGAACUAGCAUUUGAAGGAGCAACGAAACGUAACAAGCCAAUCGUUCAGGUUGGUGAUUUGGUGUUUGGUUCUCUGUGUCAGGCUGAUCCUGAUUUUGAGCCUGAGAUGACGUGUGUUGAUUCCAGUGGACGGGCUAGUGGGAUGGGUCUCUUAAAGAAACCUGGAUGCGUUAUUUCCUGUACUUUAUCUCUCUGUCGUCGAUUACUAUCAAAACAAUGUGCAGUCAUGGAAGAAUUACAAAAACACUACAAGUUUGAGUGUGUUGUCGGCCUCAAUGGACGAGUGUGGUUAUCAGCCCCAACACUGAUGCAAACUAUAAUAAUAAGAAACUGUAUCAAAUCAAGUGAAUUUAUGAGUGAGGACUCCAUCAAAGAGAUGGUUCGUCAAGCAGUAUUGACAUGAUAUUUACAAUAAUGACAAGCAUAAUGUUAUUUUUUUGAAGCAAUAUUGUUUUAUUUUAUACAAUAAAUCUUUCCUCUGUGGCCACCACUGAAA
Messenger RNA from Amphimedon queenslandica, 837 nucleotides. RefSeq names its product exosome complex component RRP40-like. Gene Ontology annotation, biological process: TRAMP-dependent tRNA surveillance pathway; U4 snRNA 3'-end processing; exonucleolytic trimming to generate mature 3'-end of 5.8S rRNA from tricistronic rRNA transcript (SSU-rRNA, 5.8S rRNA, LSU-rRNA). Bases 4 to 744 code for a protein of 246 amino acids. Gene Ontology annotation, cellular component: cytoplasmic exosome (RNase complex); nuclear exosome (RNase complex). The transcript is spliced from 4 exons. Gene Ontology annotation, molecular function: RNA binding. The record is from RefSeq and is a predicted model, not a curated record. NCBI's taxonomy places the organism in Eukaryota, Metazoa, Porifera, Demospongiae, Haplosclerida, Niphatidae.